CGCCUCUGAAAACCAAGAUGGCUGAUUACAGUGGAGGUGCGACUUGGAGCUCAUGGCUAGACUCAGCAAACUUUUCCAAUAAACUAUUUUGAAUUUUUGCAAAGAACAUCUAUUUUCGGUAUGCGCGUCCCGAAAUUUUGACAUAUAAAAUUUGGCAGCUUGGAAAAACAAAGCCGAAAAAUGCGAGCCCGGGAAAUAAAUCAGGAGCGUCGUUCGAAAGGCGAGGAAUAUACGACGACAAAGGGCAAAAAAAUGCAAGGAGCAAAACAGCCUUCUCCUGAGUUGAAAUGCAAAUGUAGAUUGAAGUGCUCGACCCUAUCGCACCGUCAUCGUUUAAUUCUCUUCGAGCAGUACCGAUCAAUCGACAGAAAAGCACAGCGAGCAUAUUUGGAUAAUCUCGUUGAUGUUAUUCCCGUUCAAAGAGCAACCACGUCGCAGCCAAGCCGUCGCCAAGUGACCACUAUUUAUCAACUCCAGGAUGAAGAGGGACGGUCAGUUUCUGUCUGCAAAUCGACAUUUCGGGACACUUUUGGCCUUGGCAGAGGAGAAUUGGACGUCUUACGUGACAAAUCGAAACAUAAGAGACUCGGACGACAAGAUGACGAAAUUGCACAAUUUCCGAAACGCAGCAGAUUCUCUUCGGAACACGACAAUACAAACAGAGAAGGUCUCAGCGAAUACCAAUUGAGGGACGCCAAUCCACUGAAAGACGACAACUUGUCCAAUGAUCCUUCAGAAUUUUCGCCGCUUUUGAAAGCAAAAAUUCAAUCGGAAAAUUUAAGGCUAGAGAACAUUUACAAUGCAGACGAGUCAAGAAUUCUCUGGCGAUUAUUGAUGGCGUGCACUUUUCCUCUACAUUUGGAGGAGGAAGAAGAAGCCCCGCUUAGAAAAGGAAACAAGGAUCAUAUCACAGCUCUAUUCUGUGCCAAUGCCUCUGGAAGUCAUCAAAUUCCACUGUUGAUAAUUGGAAGAUCUAGAACUCCAAACAGUCUGAUACAUCAUAUACCAAAAAAUUUAAAAGAUUUACGCUUGAAAAACUUGGAAAAACUUGGGGUUAUUUACACAUACCAGGCCUGCGCAUGCAUGGACAGAUGCAUAUUUAUGCUAUGGUACAAGGAUGAGUUUAUCCCGCGAGUUUUAGCACGCCAAAGAAAGGAUGGAAUAACGGGAAAGGUCGUUCUGCUCCUCGACAAUGCUCUAUCACAUCCACAUUUGAAUGAACUGAACGCAAUAAACGAAAAUUUUGAAGUCCUAUAUUUGCCUGCGAAUGGGACGGCAUUGAUUCAACCCAUGGAGCAGGGAUUAAUCGCGACAACGAAAAAACUCUUCAAGCGAGAUUUGUUGAGAGGCCUAUUGCUCAGUGAAAGACCGAAAGGAGCUGUUGCAUUUUUAAAAGAAUUGAACCUUCCCGACUGCUUUGUCACGCUCAGCCUCGCCUGGGACGCUCUGAAAUUAUCUUCUCUUAAAAAAGCGUGGAAACCGCUCUUGGGCGACUUAAUCUUUCGUCAGUCGUUUCCUCGACAAGAGACCAUCAAUAUAAAACAAGAGGAGGAGGAGGAGGAGGAGGAGGAGGAGGAGGAGGAGGAGGAUCCUCUAUCGAUCGAUUAUGGAGUUGAAACGGAAUUUCAAACUGAUUCAAUUAGUUUUCCUCAUGAAAUUUUCGAUCAAGUGUCUGAAUUGUUGUCGGGACCAGACUAUUCUGUCCAAGAAUCAAGAGAAUUUCUCCUGAAAUGGUUUGAAAAUGAUGAAAAUGAUAAAAUUUGCGAUUGGGAGUCAUCGAGUGGUAGACGCGAGCCUGCAACAGCACCUAAAAUCCCGAAGAGCAAAACUGUGUUUGAAAAUUCGGAAAUGACGAAUUUUGUCACAUGCGGCCGACUCGAGUCUGAAAUUGAAAUUAAAAUGGAGAACAGCGAAACUAUGUUUGAAAAUUCAGAUAUUGUAAAUGAUAUUGCAGAUGGUAGCAGUGAGCCUGAAAUUGAAAUUAAAAUCGAAAAUAGUGAAACUAUGUUUGAAAGUGCUGAAACUAUGGAAAUAAUGCCGUCAGAGAUUGAGCCUAAAAUUAUGACUAAAGUUGAAAAUAGCGAAACUCUGUUUGAAAAUUAUGAACCUGUAAAAAUAUCAUCGUCAGAGGCUUUUGAUCAUCUCAUGAAGCUUAAAGAUUGGGUGAAAUCGGAAGCAGAUUGUUUACCGAAACAUCUGGAUUGUAUUAGAGUAUUAGAGAAUUUUAUAAAAAAAGCGUAAGGUAUGUUAAAUUGACAUGACAAUAUCGAGGUAUGGAAAAGUUAAUGUAAAUAGAAAUAUGACCUAUUAUUUCA
Molecule: messenger RNA, 2315 nt
Organism: Belonocnema kinseyi
Lineage: Eukaryota; Metazoa; Arthropoda; Insecta; Hymenoptera; Cynipidae
Product: tigger transposable element-derived protein 2-like
Exons: 4
Coding region: 181-2241 (686 amino acids)
Cellular component (GO): nucleus
Molecular function (GO): DNA binding
Source: RefSeq, a predicted model, not a curated record